GGCCGAUGAUCAGUCUUGAUCGAACUGCGACGAGCGAACGAAGACGAAUCCCUCGUGCGCCGGACGCGGACAAAAUGGCGCUGCCAGCAGUGGUGUUUGUGUUGCAAAGUGUAGCCAUCGGGUUCAUGGUGUUCGUCGCCGUGAGCGUUCAGGCCAGUCCGGCCGGUGGUUGUCCGGAGGAGGCGGAGGACUCGCUCGAGGCAACGGCGGCCUGGAUACCCCGGACACCGGAACAGACACUGUACGCGUACGUGCGCUGUCUAAACGAUUCGUCCGCCAGCAUCGAGAUGAAGAUCCGGUGGGUUAUGUGGCAACCGGAUCAAUCACCCGAAAGCCAGUGUUACGUGAAGUGCGUCAGCGAAAGCCUCCGGCUGUACGAUCCCGUUCGGCGUCAGUUUGACCCCGAGCGGUUCGUGUUGCAGGCUCGCACCUUCCACGAUGAUCCGAACUCCCCGGAGAUGCACCAGAUGUACCGUGACGCACGGGAGCUACUGGCCGGUGAGCUACCGGAUAGUGAGUGUAGUUCGGUCUUUGCCAAAUACGCACCAUUCUAUGCCGUCCACCAGGAGCACAUACUGGACAUCUUUCACGGGGAUCUACGCAAGAUCCUCGUCACGUACAAGCGGCUCGCUGGGCACGUGAAACAGAUCGGCCAGAGCUUCAUCGAGUACUGUGAGCAGCGGUAUGGGUUCAGUUGGGGCGAGCAGGAGACACGCCUGUGUCCGAAACGAACCGCCAUCGAUUGUGUACUACGUGGAUUCCGUUGGAUCACUGAAGAGGGCGCUGUUGAUAUGAGUGAAAUUGAGCGUGACUAUACGAGGGCCGGUCAAGCGAUGGAAGAGUUGGCCAGUAAGUGCACCAGUAACGAUCAGCUGUAUCAUUGUUUGCGAGCGAUCGACGCAACCGCACUUGCGAAAGUGAUUCGGGAGCGUAAUGCGGCGACGGCUUUCUACUUCGAUCAUGCAUCGGAGGAUGAACCUUGGAAGUCGGCGGUACUGUUCGGUAAUUCACGUUUGAAUCGUUCAUCGUGAAGAGUGUUUAGAGGUGGCCCAGUCGCCGGUGUGAUUGCCACAAAAAAUUCAGAAUCUCAGCAUAUUCCAGAAAGUCUGAUUUGUGGCCAGGAUAAAUAAAAUAUAUCGUUAAUCUUCUCCGCGCAUAUUCCGUUUGAUAGAUUUCUUUCACAAUCAAGAAGCUCUUCUAGAUAGUUCCUCCCUUUCAGCACUGAAGAACCGCAAUUGCUGUUGAGGAACAGCA
This is a messenger RNA of Anopheles darlingi, 1254 nucleotides long. RefSeq names its product 37 kDa salivary gland allergen Aed a 2-like. The transcript is spliced from 2 exons. Gene Ontology annotation, molecular function: odorant binding. Bases 6 to 1031 code for a protein of 341 amino acids. Lineage: Eukaryota; Metazoa; Arthropoda; Insecta; Diptera; Culicidae. Gene Ontology annotation, biological process: sensory perception of smell. The record is from RefSeq and is a predicted model, not a curated record.